GCGCCCCAUACAGGGCGGGUCGCCUUUUAUGGAAACUAUGAGUUCCACCCACCUGAGUUAAACCCUGUCAGUCUUCUACUAAAGAGCACAGAUCCUUUGGUAAUAAGUCUUUACGCAUUCUAGGGAGGAACUGGAAAAUUAACAGAAUGAGCUAUCCAGGAUAUCCCCCUCAGUCAGGUGGCUACCCACCACAGCCGGGGAUGUACCCUCCUCAACCAGCUGCUUACCCUCCUCAGCCAGGAUGUUACCCUCCCCAAGCAGGAGGAGGCUACCCACCACAGCCAAGCGGCUACCCUCCUCAGCCUGGUGCCUACCCUCCUCAGGCUGGAGGUUACCCACCUGCACCUCCCCCAGGGUCCUGGGGAGGUGGCCCUACCAGUGGAUACCCCUCCCCCGGUUUGGACGGCUUUUCCAACACUGGAUACGGCAUGCCUGGGGGGGGCAUGCCCCAACAGCAGUGGCCCGGAAUGGGCUACCCUGGCCAGCCAGGCCAGCCUGGUCAGCCAAUGCCUGGGUACCCUGGUGCACCAUCACCCAACCCUCCCAUGCCUGGUUAUGGAGGAGGCCCAGCACCCGCUCCAGCGCCUGGACUAGGACCAGGACCCAUGCCAGGAUAUCCAACGGACCCAUCACUGAAUCCGCCAGUGCCGUCCUUUGGUGGUGGAGCCAUGCCAGUGAACCCUGUCAUCAAUAGAGGAUUCAGGGGAACAAUCGUGGACUAUCCUGGAGCCGACCCGCUCAAAGACGUAGAGGUCCUGAGGAAAGCCAUGAAGGGUUUUGGAACUGAUGAACAAGCCAUAAUUGAGUUACUGGGGAGUCGCUCCAAUAAGCAGCGCGUUCCUUUGCUCCGAGCCUACAAGACCUCCUACGGGAAGGAUUUGAUUAAAGACCUAACAUCAGAACUCUCUGGAGACUUCAGGAAGCUGGUUUUGUCCUUGCUGAAGACCCCAGCUGAGUUUGAUGCCUCUGAACUCCGCAGUGCCAUGAAGGGAGCUGGAACAGAUGAGGCCUGUCUGAUAGAGAUCUUGUCUUCUCGCUCCAACGAGCAAAUCAAAGAGAUAAAUCGACUUUACAAAGCAGAGCACAAGAAGUCCCUUGAAGAAGCCAUUCAGAGUGAAACUUCAGGCCACUUCCGCCGGCUCCUAAUUUCUCUGGCCCAGGGGAACCGGGAUGAACGAGAGACCGUUGAUGCCUCCUUGGCUCAGCAAGACGCUCAGGCCCUGUAUGCUGCUGGGGAAAACAAACUGGGUACAGAUGAGUCCAAAUUCAACGCCAUCUUAUGUGCCAGGAGCAGGGCCCAUCUCAGAGCAGUGUUUUACGAAUACCAGAGGAUGUGUGGCAGGGACAUUGAGAACAGCAUCAGCAGAGAGAUGUCUGGAGAUCUGGAGAGCGGCAUGCUAGCAGUCGUAAAGUGUAUUAAGAACACACCUGCCUACUUUGCUGAGAGACUUUACAAGGCCAUGAAGGGGCUUGGGACUAAAGACCGAACCCUGAUCCGAAUCAUGGUCUCCCGCUCUGAGGUUGACAUGCUGGAUAUUCGUCAGGAGUACAUUAAGAACUAUGGAAAAUCGCUGUACACUCACAUCUCCGGAGACACAUCAGGAGACUACAAGAAACUCCUACUAAAACUUUGUGGUGGCAAUGACUAAGAAAAUUCUACAAGUCAGGGAAAUUUACAGCAAAACAGAUGUUUCUAUGUAAUGUAUAUGGAUUAUUUUCUAGCUUUUUAAUGCAUUAUACACAAUCUGCAAACCUACUCUGCCACCUUUUUCAAUGCUAUGUUAAUGCGGUUGUACUUGCUGUUCAUUGUUUACCUCUAUAUCAUACAAAGUAAAGGCUUUAUAUUUUUUAUGUUGACCUGUGCAAGGAUAUAAAAUAUUUUAAGAGUAUAAAAUAGAAUAUUAGCUAUACAGUUUUAUGAUUUUUUUAAACGCUAAGCGUGCCAUAUGAUAUUAAAGAGACAAUGUUUAGAUUUUACCGUUAACCUCUGGAAAUAUCCAAUGAAAUGUUGUCGAAAAUUAAUUAAAUAAUGCCCAGUUGUUGAAAAAUAUUAGCAACUUUGUAAAAUAAAAGCAUAAAAAUCUGGUCUAAAAUUUAUGGGAGCGGGUUUAAGGCCCAAUCCCAAUAGCGCAAUCCUGGGCAGGGUGCAAGUGCGUAGAGUGUCCCGAUUCUCAAGUGCGGAAGUUGAUCACAUCCCUUUUGGGUCCUUGAUCCACUCUUCACCCACGUGUGUGAAGAGUAUUACCCAAAAUCCAUUGCUGCGGGAGAAAAGUCACAAGUGCCCUUUCUAAAAAUGUUUUUUUUAAUGAAAUUUGUUUAUUUUAGUACAAUUAGUUGAUGCUCUGAAUGUUUUAGACAAAGCAGCAAUGAAUGUAAAUCGAUUUCAAAUAGUUUGGUUGUUUGUUUGAAAGUUGUUAAUAAAGGGUUUUUUUAAAAAGGUAUCACAGCAACCACCAUCCCGGCAUGCGUUGCGGUCGAUGACGCAAUACCCCCUGUCCCAAUUCGGCAAUUAUUUGCACACUUGUGUACCACGCACUGGAAGCCUUACUGCGCACUUCCUCCAAGUGCACUUCACAGAAGACCGUAGAGGGCGCAGUGAGAUUAUUGGGAUUGGGUCUAAGUCUCUGGUCCACACCAUAUUAGACACCAUGUUUCCUUCUACGGAAGCUCAUGAACACAAAAUGCUUUCAUCGAUUUGUAGCAAAUGGUAAAAAAAAUAUUUGUCAUUCAAUAAUGUUUUGAACUUUUACCUCUUCACUCAUUGCCAGUGAUGAAAGGAAGUCUGAUGUGCUUGUCAUUUUGCUGGAGGUUGUGCUCCCAGGUAUGUUUGACCUUAACGGCCAUCUGUAAAUAAGGUCUUACUCCAACACAAAAAUACCGCUUGCUUGCAGUGAUUUAGGUAUGUACUGCCCCCUAUCGCCAUGGAAAACACAUAGUCACUUUAAAUACCAGAACUGGCCUUCAGCUUUUUUCAGCGCUCAAAAAAUCAAGUUAAGGAGCACUCAGGUGAAAAGAUGUCAUUUUUUAAAUUCUAUAUUCUGUUCUGUAAUUGUGCUGGUGUAUGUUUUUUUUUGUAUGGCCUAUUCAUGUUGCAUGUAAAACUUAGCAUUAAAGCAAUAAAUGUUGACCAUGUCUACACAAGA
Nothobranchius furzeri (turquoise killifish) is the source of this 3143-nucleotide messenger RNA. RefSeq names its product annexin A11. Gene Ontology annotation, molecular function: calcium-dependent phospholipid binding; calcium ion binding. Lineage: Eukaryota; Metazoa; Chordata; Actinopteri; Cyprinodontiformes; Nothobranchiidae. Gene Ontology annotation, biological process: phagocytosis; cytokinetic process. The record is from RefSeq and is a predicted model, not a curated record. Gene Ontology annotation, cellular component: cytoplasm.